Messenger RNA from Pocillopora verrucosa, 822 nucleotides. Lineage: Eukaryota; Metazoa; Cnidaria; Anthozoa; Scleractinia; Pocilloporidae. The record is from RefSeq and is a predicted model, not a curated record.
AUGGCUUUGGCUGAUCUGCUGUUAGGGGCUUUUGCUCUUCCCCUUUACAUCUAUGUCUCAAUUAACAAUGGUUAUCAGUUUUCGCUGAAGAUUGUGAAUUCGACUUUGGCUCGUGUCUAUGGGCUCUCAUACGGAAUUUCACUCUGGGUUUCAUUGACAUCUGCAGUUUCCAUAUCAUGUGAGAGGUUUUACGCCGUAUAUUGGCCAUUCAAACACAGAACACUAACCGCGCGAACAUACCACGUUGCCUUGUUUGUUUUAUGGACACUUUGUCUUCUGAAAGCCACUGCCCCUUUUUAUUUACGAUCAUACAACUAUUUCAUCAGUCAUGCUCGUUCAUCAUACGGUGUCACUGCAGGAAGUAUUAUUUGCGCAAGCAACAUCGCCAUUUGGAGAAAGUUCCGCCACGGAAACGUCACUUCACAACAGAAGAAAAGGGACGAGAAAAACGUUCGUUUGACGAAGACUUUAAUGUUUUCUUCUAUUCUUAAUUCGUUCUGCUGGGUCCCUUUGAAUAUUGUGCUCGGUGCCCUGAAUGAGAGUGUUCCAGUACCGAUGAGAUGGGUCGUUAUUGCUAUGGCUCUCAAUUGUUGUAAUGCUUUUAUAAAUCCAGUUAUGUAUGCAUUGAGAAUUCCAGAGUUUCGACAAGCACUGGCUCUCAGCUGUGUCACAAAGCGAGUUGAAAUGAAACCAAGAAUAGUUACAAUCAAAGGAAACAACGAAACCAUUUUGAGAGGAGAGACAAAACUAAGAGCUUGUCAUAAUGAGUCUGAUGAAGUGGCAUUAAGGUUUGAUAACGAUGAAAUGGAAACCAAACUGUAG